UUACCAUCAAAUUGAAUUUACGAAAAAGCCGGUACUUGUGCAGUUAUGUUUAGAAUUUCCGGCGUUCCUGGAUAUUGAGGUGUUUUAUAUCAAAUUAGUUUGCUGAAUUUUACUUAGAAUAUAUGAAGAAUGGAGCUCACCGAUGAUAAUCUGUUCACUCUGAACGAGUAUCUGAAACACACGCUUAAUCCUGAUGUCAACGUCCGGCGACCUGAUUCAACUAUUUUUUUUAUUACCGCAAACUAUUUGUUGCAGCCGAAAAAUUUUUGGAAUCCGUUGAAGUCAAUCAAAAUUAUCCAUUACUACUGCUACAUCUGGUGGAUAAAUCUGAAAUUGAUAUAACAAUUCGAGUUGCUGGAGCUGUGGCUUUUAAAAAUUACAUCAAAAGAAAUUGGAAAGUGGAAGAAGAUACUGGUGAUCGUAUUCAUGCACAAGAUAGAGAUGCAAUCAAAAAAUUAAUAGUCAACUUAAUGCUCCACUCUCCAGAUUCUAUCCAGAAACAACUGUCAGAUGCAGUCUCAAUAAUUGGCCGUCAUGAUUUCCCUGACAAAUGGCCAGAACUCAUUGAUCAAAUGGUUGAAAAGUUCAACACUGGUGACUUUCAUAUUAUAAAUGGUGUGCUGCAUACAGCACAUUCAUUAUUCAAACGCUACCGUUAUGAAUUUAAGAGUCAAAGUCUCUGGACCGAGAUAAAAUUCGUUUUAGAGCAAUUUGCCAAACCACUAACUGAUUUGUUCGUAGCUACUAUGAACUUGACACAAGUUCAUGCAAAUAAUGUGGAGGCCUUAAAAGUUAUUUAUAAUUCAUUAGUUAUAUUAUGCAAGGUUUUCUAUUCUCUGAAUUUCCAAGAUUUACCAGAAUUCUUUGAAGAUAAUAUGGCCAUUUGGAUGUCCAAUUUCCACACUUUACUCACAACAGAAGUUUUACCAUUACAAACAACAGAUGACGAGGAAGCUGGAGUAAUUGAACAAUUAAAAUCACAAGUAUGCGACAAUGUUGGCCUUUAUGCACAGAAAUACGAUGAAGAGUUUCAACCAUACUUGCCCAAUUUCGUUACAGCGAUUUGGAAUUUAUUAACAUCAACGGGUCAGCAGCCAAAGUUUGACGCGCUUGUAUCGAAUGCCUUGCAAUUUCUGGCGACUGUGGCAGACCGUGCUCAAUACAGACACUUGUUCGAAGAUCCAUCAACAUUAGGCAGCAUCUGCGAGAAAGUUAUCAUCCCCAACAUGGAAUUUCGACAGUCAGAUAAUGAAUUAUUCGAAGAUAACCCUGAAGAGUAUAUUCGCCGAGAUAUCGAAGGUAGCGAUGUGGAUACUCGUCGUCGUGCAGCAUGCGACUUAGUGAAAGUUUUAUCAAAAUACUUUGAAGUGAAGAUCAUGGAGAUUUUCGGUGCCUACAUUCAGGUAAUGUUACAAAAUUACGCUGAAAAACCAGCAGAAAAUUGGCGCAGCAAGGAUGCUGCCCUCUACUUAGUAACAAGCAGUGCGAGCAGAGGUCAAACCCAAAAGCAUGGUGUGACACAAAGUAGCGAACUGGUUUCAUUGCCUCAAUUUGCUGCGCAACACAUCCAACCUGAAUUGGAAAAGAUAAAUGUUAAUGAGUUUCCUGUGCUAAAAGCAGACGCCAUUAAAUUUAUCAUGACCUUCAGGUCCAUACUACCCCGUGAACUUGUAGUUGGCAGUUUACCACAACUCAUUCGACACCUUGCAGCAAGUAGUUCUGUUGUACACAGUUAUGCCGCAUGUGCAAUCGAAAAAAUCUUGGCCAUAAGAGGACCAGACAACAAACCCAUCGUCAAAGGAGAAGAGCUCGCACCACUGGCUGCUAAUCUUCUCAAAGGGUUGUUUAACGUGUUGAUCAUUCAAGGAUCUGAAGAGAAUGAAUACGUUAUGAAAGCUAUAAUGAGAAGCUUUGUUAUUCUACAAGAGAGCGUUGUUCCAUUCUUAGCAGAUUUAUUACCAAAAUUGACAGAAAAACUGACAAUGGUUGCAAGAAACCCAAGUCGACCCAAUUUCAAUCAUUAUUUGUUUGAAACACUAAGUUUGUCCAUUAAAAUUGUUUGUAAAACAAAUCCUGAAGCAGUUGCAUCAUUUGAACAAGCUCUCUUUCCAAUAUUCCAGGGAAUCUUGCAACAAGACGUUCAAGAGUUCAUCCCGUAUGUCUUUCAAAUUUUGGCACUGUUACUGGAACUCCAUACCGGCAAUGAAGUUCCAGAAGCUUAUAUGGCACUUUUCCCAUGUCUAUUGGCUCCAGUCCUAUUCGAGAGACAAGGCAAUAUCCAUCCUCUUAAUAGGCUUCUGCAAGCUUUCGUUCAGCACGGAGCUCAACAAAUAAUAGCGCAGGACAAACUCAGCGGACUUCUUGGCGUUUUUCAAAAACUGAUUGCAUCCAAGGCUAACGACCAUGAAGGUUUUCUACUCAUUCAGUGUAUCAUUGAACAUUUUCCACCGAACAUCUUGGAACAGUAUAUAAAGCAGGUCUUUGUAUUGCUAUUUCAAAGACUGUCUUCUUCCAAAACAACUAAAUAUGUCAAGGGCCUCAUAGUUUUCUUUGCCUAUUACAUUAUACGUUAUGGUUCAAGCAGUUUGGUAACGAUUAUUGACCAAAUACAAUCACAGAUGUUUGGCAUGGUCGUUGAGCGCGUCCUGAUUGCUGAUUUACAAAAGGUGUCUGGCGUAAUAGAGCGCAAAGUUACGGCAGUGGGAAUAUCAAAUCUCUUAGUGGAAUGUCCGGCAAUGCUAGAAACACCAUACAAUGUAUAUUAUCCUCGAUUAUUGGCAACACUCAUCGAAUUCUUUGAAUUACCUCAAGACGAAACUAGCUUACCGGAAGAUCAACUCUUUCCAGAAGUUGAAGAUGCGCCUGGAUACCAAGCAGCAUACAGCCAACUAGUAUUUGCGAGAAAUCCUAAAACAGAUCCUUUACAAGCCAUCGGAGAUGUUAGACUUCAUCUGGCUCAAGGUUUGGGAAAACUGUCUCCAGGGCAACUACCGGGACUCCUAGGUCAAAUUCCAGAACCUAAUGCCAAUCAUCUAAGAAACUACUUGCAAACGGCCGGCAUAACAGUUGCAUAAUACAAAAUAGACGUCCGCGGCAGACUGAAAAUUUAUUUGAUGGCUCGACGUUUCAACAAUAUCGAGCUGAAUAAACUGUCGAGUUAAAAAAUGAGACUUCAAUUCAACAACUAAGUUUUAAGAAGUGAAAAUUCGCGAAAAUGACAUUACAAUUGUCGAUGAAUCACUUGUGGCGCCAAAUUUCUUUGUUCGUUGCGGCACUUUUUUCAUAUUAGACUUCUUGAUCGGUCAAAGUUUCCAAAUGAAGUUUAUAUGACGUUAGAAUCUAAUUUUUUCAACGAUGAGAGAUAAAUAAUGAUAUUCUUCUCAUUUACAGGAUUAAUAUCGUGGUUACGAAAAAAAUUUUCUGGAGAACGUCGUUGGAAUUCACCAGUGAAUUAAAAUCCUGGGUAUAGAUCGGAGUAUGUAUCGAUUACAAGUAAUUUUUGCACAUAAAUUUUUCAUACGCGAAAAAAAGCUUCGCUGUACACUUUGGCAAGACACUCCACGAUUUUAAUCGUAUUUCAAUAUGUUUUUUCGUAACCUUGAUAAUACAUGUAAUUUCCUGCACAUUUUUAGAAUCCAGUGAAAGAAAAAACAAUUGUUAAUAAACAUAGCUACGAUUUUUUAUCA
This is a messenger RNA of Cephus cinctus (wheat stem sawfly), 3686 nucleotides long. RefSeq names its product exportin-2 (gene Cse1). Gene Ontology annotation, cellular component: cytosol; nuclear envelope. NCBI's taxonomy places the organism in Eukaryota, Metazoa, Arthropoda, Insecta, Hymenoptera, Cephidae. Gene Ontology annotation, molecular function: small GTPase binding; nuclear export signal receptor activity. Gene Ontology annotation, biological process: protein export from nucleus; protein import into nucleus. The transcript is spliced from 16 exons. The record is from RefSeq and is a predicted model, not a curated record. The coding region runs from base 471 to 3074 and encodes 867 amino acids.